This is a messenger RNA of Pantherophis guttatus, 6749 nucleotides long. RefSeq names its product myotubularin related protein 10 (gene MTMR10). Gene Ontology annotation, biological process: phosphatidylinositol dephosphorylation. Lineage: Eukaryota; Metazoa; Chordata; Lepidosauria; Squamata; Colubridae. The record is from RefSeq and is a predicted model, not a curated record. Gene Ontology annotation, cellular component: cytoplasm; membrane.
CCGGAGGAGGCGGAGCGGGAAGGGGUGGGGCGCGGUCGCGGCCCUGCCCAGGUAGGUGGGGCCUCCAACCCCGCCCGGCGCUGCCGGGGAGAGCGACCAGGGCCGGCCUGCCUGCCUGGGGACCCGCCGCCUCCGCCGCCGCCGUCAUGUUCUCCCUCCGAGCCCCCAAGGCCACCUUCAAGUCCUACCUGUUGCCGCAGGCUGAAGACAAGAUCAUUCCGGAGCCUCGACUUAAGAAACUGGAGCCUGUCCUACUGCCAGGCGAAAUUGUGGUGAACGAAGUGAACUUUGUGAGGAAAUGCAUCGCAACGGAUACAAGCCAAUACGACCUCUGGGGAAAACUGGUCUGCAGCAACUUCAAGAUAUCCUUCAUUACAGAUGACACCCUCCCUCUUCAGAAGUUCCAGUACAAAAAUCUUCUCCUCGGAGAACACGACGUGGCCUUGACGUGUGUAGAGCAAAUCGUCACAGUGAACGAUAACAAGAGGAAGCAGAAAGUCCUAGGCCCCAACCAAAAGCUGAAGUUUAAUCCAACGGAAUUAAUUAUUUACUGCAAAGACUUUCGGAUUGUCCGUUUUCGUUUUGAUGAAGCCGGACCGGAAAGUGCUAAAAAGGUGUGUCUUGCAAUAGCACACUAUUCACAACCAGCAGACCUCCAGCUGCUCUUUGCAUUCGAAUAUGUGGGCAAGAAAUAUCACAAUCCAGCAAAAAGGGUGAAUGGAAUAGACCCUGGAGGAGGAGGAGGUUAUGGCGUUCAUCACCAGACUCCCUUGUUUGAAACGUUCUCAGACUGGGAUAGAGAGAUCAAGAGGACGGGAGCAUCCGAAUGGCGUGUCUGUUCAGUCAAUGAAGGCUACAUGAUCUCCACCAGUCUUCCAGAAUAUUUUGUGGUGCCCUCGUCUCUGGCGGAUCAAGAUUUGAAGCUGUAUUCUUACUCUUUCACCGGGCGACGGAUGCCAAUGUGGUGUUGGAACCAUUCCAACGGGAACGCUCUGGUGAGAAUGGCCCACAUCAAGGACAGCCUGCAGCAACGAAAAAUAGACCAACGGAUUUGCAAUGCUGUCACCAGAAGUCAUCCACAGAGGAGUGACGUUUACAAAUCUGACUUGGAUAAAUGCCUGCCAAAUAUUCAAGAAAUCCAGACGGCUUUCCUCAAACUGAAGCAGUUAUGUGUGAAUGAGCCUUUUGAAGAAACUGAGGAGAAGUGGCUGUCCGUGCUGGAUAAUUCACGUUGGCUGGAGUAUGUGAGAAUCUUCCUGAAGCUUUCUGCAGAACUGGUCUACAUGCUGGACAGCAAACAUGUUUCAGUAAUUUUGCAAGAGGAAGAAGGGCGAGACCUGAGCUGCUGUGUGGCAUCUCUUAUCCAAGUGAUGUUGGAUCCCCAUUUUCGGACCAUCGCCGGAUUUCAGAGCCUGAUUCAGAAGGAGUGGGUCAUGGCAGGACACCCGUUUCUGGACAGGUGCAAUCACUUGAAGAAAUCUGACAAAGAGUCUCCUUUGUUCCUGAUGUUCCUUGACUGUGUCUGGCAGCUGCUUGAGCAGUACCCAUCGGCCUUUGAGUUUUCCGAAGCCUACUUGACCAUACUGUACGACAGCACACGGAUCUCCCUGUUUGGUACUUUCCUCUUCAAUUCUCCACAUCAGAGAGUAAAGCAAAGCACGGAAUUUGCCAUCAGCAAAAAUAUUCAGCUGGGUGACGAGAAAGGCCUGAAAUUUCCCUCCGUUUGGGAUUGGUCCCUUCAGCUCACGCCACGGGAUCGCCUGCUCUUUCACAACCCCCUGUACAUUGGGAAGAGCACACCCUGUGUGUGCAACGGGACUGUGAAAACCUUUAAACGGUCAAAGAAGAACUACAGCUCAACCCUCAGAGGCUUCCCAUCUUCCCUCAAGAACGGCAUCAUCAACGAACAAGACUUCUUCCCCAGAAGGAACUCCCUGAUCCUCAAACUAAAACCCGACUUCCUUCAUCAUGUGGACAACACUACCAACGGCAUGGAACAAUAUUUCCGAGACUGGUUCUCCAAGCCAGCGGACCUUCACGGUGUGAUCCUACCCCGCCUCUCCAGGACACAGAUCAAACUCUGGAAACUCUGCUACUUCCGUUGGAUCCCCGAGGCCCAGAUCAAGCACGGGGGUUUCAUCACAGCCUUUCACAAAAUCUCUCUGUUGGCCGACGAGGUGGAGUCCUUGAACCGGAGCUUGAGGCAACACAACGGCAGCCCCCCGGUGUUGGCCAACGCAUCCGAGCAGGACCAGAGUCGCCUGUAUUUCCGAGCCCAUAGCCUCAAUGACGGUCCCACCAUGCCCGACUUUCUCUCUUCCGCGUUUCCAUUCUCCCCCGUGGGCAACCUUUGUCGGCGCAGCAUCCUGGGCACGCCCCUGAGCAAAUUCUUGAGUGGUGCCAAAAUCUGGUUGUCCACAGAGACACUUGCCAACGAAGACUAACCCUGGGAGCGAACAAAGAAGAAGAAGAAGAAAUGUUGGUCUUAAUCCGACAUCGCUAGCCAGAAGCUGUCCUGACUUUAUAGACCACGUUGAUGUUUUUGCACAAAAGUAUUUAAAGGCAAAAUCCUCAUGUUUUCAUAAUGCACAGAAUAUUAUUAUUAUUAUUUUUGUUUCAUUUUGUCUUAACGUUGCAGCCGAUCCGUUGAUCGUCUUGUCUUAGUUUCACCCGGGAUUCUUCCUGCUGUCUUGGUUGAUAGGGAAGUUGAUUUACCCUCCCUGAUAACACCCACCCAUCAAAAAUUGGGCAUGGUGCUUUGUUUGUUUGGGAGGUUUCCUCUUGGAGUUGCCGGCGGAAGCCUGCAGCUUGACAAGAGGGAUGAAGGAAGAGAAACAGCAAAGAAAAGAGAAAAAAGAGAAAGAUUUUCAGGGUGACAAACCAGUGCAAAAUACUAGAGCAAUGUUGUCCCAUCCCGUCCCCCCCCUCAGGUGAUAGAACAAUCCCAUGAUGAUCUCAACAUUCACUUUGCUAUGAAUUUGAGCCAGAACUUUUACCCUUCCAUUGAAGAAAAUUAAAUUUAAGUUUACCCCUCCCUUUUGGUCAUCACGGUUACGUUUGGCCCAGCUCUCUAUUUAUUUAUUUAGGCUUUGAGGUUGCCUUGUAGUUUACAAAAAUCUGCCUCCCGAAUUGCGUACGCUGCCAAUGAGUUGUUGCUGGUGGGACGGUUGGUGUCUCUUGGCUGAUUAAAAUUAGGAAACGACAAGAACAAAAAACCUACCUGGAGAAAUCUUACGGCUUUAACCUGGUUAACAGGUAAAGAGAACCCAUAUUGGCUCCAGACAUCGUGGUUUGAGACCGUUCUAUCAGCAUGUAUGCAAAAAACAACAUUUUUUAAACACUAGCCUUAAAAGUGCCUUUUCUUGCAUUGACAUUAGUAUUUGUCCGGAACUCAGUUACAUUCAUUUGAUAAGCUAACAUUCUGCCUCUUGAUGAUGUAGCCUGUUUCCAGUCUCCUUCAUAGUGAUUUCUGGGGGUGCUUUAAGGAUUGUGCAAAGAAAUCUUAACUGACAAAUCGAUAAGUAUUACUGACUGUGAACGGGCCUUGAAUGGGGUUGGCUAGAAUCAGCAUUCUUGGAAGGAAAUGUUGCUUUAUAUACAGUUAUGGACUCAUUUUUUUUUUUUUUUUUUUACAGGUUAGUUCGGCGUUUCUCAACCUUGGCCACUUUUAAGAUGGCGGACUUCAACUCCCAGAAUGGCUGGGGAAUGCUGGGAGUUGAAAUCCACCCGUCUUCAAGUUGCCAAGAAUGAGAAAUACUGAUUUAAGUUGAAUUCAACCAAGAGGGUUGGUUGAAUUCGUUUAGGGCCCCUGAUCGCAGAAUUUGAGGGGUGGUGUGCAGCAUGGGGGAAUUAUAAGAGGAUUUGGGGCAAUCUGGACAUGCCAGGGACAUCCAGUUAUGUGUGUUGCCUGAGUGGGUAGACAUGAGUUUUCUGCCAUUCUGUAGAUGAGUGUUUCUCAACCUUGGUAGCUUGAAGAUGGGUGGACUUCAACUCCCAGAAUCCCCCAGCCAGCAGCAGCGCUGGCUGGGGGAUUCUGGGAGUUGAAGUCCACCCAUCUUCAAGCUUCCAAGGUUGAGAAACACUAUUGUAAAUGGAAGAUGGCUUCAAGGCCUAGUCAGGAAACCAUGGAAUCCUAGUCUGUUUUGUGAAAUGGAUAGCUCUCUGGAAAAUGGCUUGUGUUCAGCUCCUUUGGGAGAAGAUGACACCCCCAGUGGUUCUCAAGUAUUUGAGAUACUGGUGCUGAUCCAACAGUAGAUAAAUAGCACAUCGUUACAGUUCUGCUGUUUGGGACAAGGAAGGAAGGGAUCCUGCUUGACCCCCUUCCCCACAUGCCCCAUGUGGGGCAAUCUGGGAAUUGAGCGUGCCAUAUGCAACCUGUCUCACUGACUCCUGUUGAAUUGGGGUCCCAUUAUCAAGUCUGUUAAUGAUCUCUUCCCCUCCCACCCCCGAGUUUCUGCAGUGGGUCACCCAGCUGCUGUUCCUUCAAGGACAUUAAUGACAUAACCGAAGUCUUUAUCUUAAUUAUCUUCAAUGGAGCAAAAGUUUAAUUUUCCUACUGUUGAAUUUCUUACGUCCAGGAUUUUUCGUACGGGUGGGAGAAAUCAGUUCCUUUUUACUAAGGUGGCUUUCUUACGGAUUCUCUACUUAACGCUUAAUAGUCUUAACGGCAUUUCAGAUGUAUCAAAUUUUGCUAAUUAAAGCGGGAUGAGUAUAUAUAUUUUGCAAAAAGAAAACAAAACGGUAACUACGUUAAGGUGAUUCACUUUUGAGAUGUGUAUUGUAUGCCUGAACCCUCUUUUUAACAGGAAUUUUUUAAUUGUGCAUUUUUGUAAUGUGACUUUACUUUUUUUAAAACCCUUGUGGGAUGGCAGAACUUUUGACUUUAAAAUAGUUGCCCUGAUGAAAUGGAAAGAAUUUGUGUGAUGGUCGCGUGUGAAGCAGGUAUAGGAGAUUAAGUAGAGUUAGGUAGACCUGUGGUUACCCAUGUCAGGACAUCUGUUAAGUUGAUUUGGCAGGAAAGAGGCUUCAUGAAGUAAGCAUUAUUUACUGUUAAGUCAUCGUGCUUAGCAGGGGAACCUGACAUGGGGGUCUCGGACCAUAGAAUCUUAAUUAGUCUUAAGUGAAAAUACCUCUUUGAAGUGAACAUGGUGAUCAGAAAUGAAGGGAAGUCGCGAGUGAUACAGCCUUGGGAACCUGUUGGCCUUUCAGAUGGUCUAAAUCAGGGGUCUCCAACCUUGGCAACUUUAAGCCUUGGUGGAUUUCAACUUCAAGUUAAAGUCCACCAAGGCUUAAAGUUGCCAAGGUUGGAGAUCCCUGGUCUAAAUGAUCUUUUUGUGUGCCGAUGAGGACUUCUAAAACCAGGCUUCCCAACCACGCAACGUUUAAGACGUGUGGACUUCAACUUCCAGAAUUCCCCAGCCAACUUCUGGGAGUUGACGUCUACACAUCUUAAAAAUGUUCACGGUUGGGAAACAUGGGCUAGAAGUGGUUUGGCUUAGCAACUUCUGAAGCCUCCACAAAUCCCGUCCUUUUUCUGGGCACAAAUUGGGUCUUCUCCGACGUUGUCCAGAAGUGAUGGCCCAACUCUCAAAACAUCCCAGACUGACCACCUGAUUGCAGUAGUUCUGCCAGUGCCUUUGUGUGCCAUGUGGAGAUGAUGAGAUAGAUUGGAUGGAUGGAUGGCUGCUCCUUGGUCUUCAUCCUGGACAGGACAAAAGGGUCCUUUUCCCAAAAGAAGGAAUUGUUAGGGAGCUCCAGAAGAUAGAGCUUCUCUCAAGAAGGUUUUAAUGCCCAUCGUAGACUUGAGAAAGAAGGAGCAGCUGCGUUGAGACCACGAAUGGUCUGUUUGUCAGUCUGUCUCUUGUCUUACCUUCUGCCAACUCGAUGGCGUUUGUGAACUUAAAAGUAGGGGUGGGGGAUUCCUCCCUCAACACCAGUGAGCAGCCCCCAUACCUUAACUCUUUUUCAAAGCAGGUACUUUCCACGGUGAAGUUUUUGUAACUGUGCAAAACAAGAGAUGGCUAUUUUUGUACGUUUGUUUAAUAGCAAGAGGGCUGCUUGAGCUGAAGGAGGUGGUUGCUGUAAUUAAACUGUGUAAAAAUAAUAAUAAUAAUAAAACCCACCACUUUUGAUACUGUCAAGUAGAUUUUAGCUGCUGCGUGCCGGAAGGUGGCUGUGGUUGUGUUUUUUUUUUCCAUGGGUGUAUAAUUUUCUUAGGCAGAUCAGCAAUCCUAAAGAUGUGUUUCACCCUGGCAGAAGGUCCUUCCUUUCAAUUCUGGUGCUUUUGCAUGUCCUUCCUGUUAAAAUUCGGGCUUUUUUUUUUAAAGUGUAUUUUAAAAGUCAACCAUACUUGACUUUUUUUUUUUUUUUUUUGGUAAGGAAAAGUAAAUUAAGCCAUCAGGAAAGUGGAAUUCUGUGACUCUUUAUGAAAAUGGGACCGGAGAGAGGAAUCCCAUUUUUAAAAAAAAUACUUUUGGAAGAGACUAAAGCAGAGUUGUCCAUCCUUGGCAACUUUAAGACUUCAACUCCCAGAAUUCCCCAGCCAGCAUGAGGGAAUUGGCUGGCUGAGGAAUUCUGGGAGUUGAAGUCCAUGAGUCUUGAAAUUGGAGACCCCUGAUCUAAAGUGUUGAUGUUCGUAAGCAAAGGUCUGCCUGAGCACAGCAGAGCUGACAAGGAGAACCUCCUUCCAUCUGCCAUAAUGUAUGAAAUUGCAAAUAAAUGAGACUUAAUAAAAAUCAACUUGCCCUCUU